Drosophila kikkawai is the source of this 1290-nucleotide messenger RNA. RefSeq names its product Gustatory receptor 64c. Gene Ontology annotation, cellular component: membrane. NCBI's taxonomy places the organism in Eukaryota, Metazoa, Arthropoda, Insecta, Diptera, Drosophilidae. Gene Ontology annotation, molecular function: sweet taste receptor activity. The record is from RefSeq and is a predicted model, not a curated record. Gene Ontology annotation, biological process: detection of chemical stimulus involved in sensory perception of taste; sensory perception of sweet taste.
GUCAUGAAGCAUUCGGGUCAGAAGGGUACUAAAAACACGCUUCAGCAUGGGAUAGGACCUUUCCUGGUCAUAGCCCAGUUCUUUGGCGUUCUGCCGGUGUCGGGAGUCUGGCCAAGUUCCCGUUCUGACAAGGUUCGCUUCCGCUGGCUUUCAUUGUCUUUACUGGCUGCUCUGGUUUUAUUUGUCUUCUCCAUUGUGGACUUUGCCUUGUCCUCCAAAGUGGUGCUUGAUCAUGGCUUAAAGAUAUAUACUAUAGGCUCCCUUAGCUUCAGCGUAAUCUGCAUCUUCUGCUUUGGGGUUUUCCUCCUACUCUCCCGUCGGUGGCCCCACAUUAUCCGCCGGACAGCUGAGUGCGAGCAGAUAUUCCUAGAGCCCGCCUACGAUUGCAAAGCAGGGCGUCGCUACUCCCGGAGAUUCCGUCUUUGGGGUGUGGGCCUCCUGGUGGCCGCUCUUUGCGAGCACUCCACCUAUGUGGGCAGUGCCCUGUACAACAACCAUUUGGCGAUUGUGGAGUGCAAGCUGAAUGUGGACUUUUGGCAGAACUAUUUCCAGCGCGAGCGGCAGCAGCUUUUUCUCGUAAUGCACUUUACAGCCUGGUGGAUACCUUUCAUAGAGUGGACCACCCUAUCGAUGACAUUUGUGUGGAACUUUGUGGACAUCUUUUUGGUUCUGAUAUGCCGAGGCAUGCAGAUGAGAUUCCAGCAGCUGCACUGGCGCAUACGCCAGCAUAUGGGACAGCAAAUGCCUAAUGAGUUUUGGCAAAAGAUUCGCUGUGAUCUUCUUGAUUUGAGUGACCUGCUGGGACUCUACGACAAGGAGCUGUCCGGACUGAUUGUGCUGUCCUGUGCCCACAACAUGUACUUUGUGUGUGUGCAAAUUUAUCAUAGCUUUCAAUCCAAAGGCAACUUUGCCGAUGAGCUGUACUUCUGGUUCUGCCUUUCCUAUGUCAUAAUUCGUGUAACCAACAUGAUGUUUGCCGCCUCCUCCAUACCCCAGGAGGCCCGAGAGAUAUCCUAUACGCUCUAUGAAAUUCCCACAGAGUUUUGGUGCGUGGAACUGAGGAGACUCAACGAAAUCUUUCUGGCUGACCACUUUGCCCUAACUGGCAAGGGUUAUUUCCUGCUAACCAAACGUUUAAUAUUUGCAAUGGCUGCCACCCUGAUGGUCUACGAACUCGUCCUGAUCAACCAAAUGGCCGGCUCUGAGGUGCAGAAAAGCUUCUGUGAGGGCGGCGUGGGCUCCUCCAAGAGCAUAUUCUCCUAAUCCGAUUUUUUCGCUUAUUUUGCACCU